Molecule: messenger RNA, 3185 nt
Organism: Ictalurus punctatus (channel catfish)
Lineage: Eukaryota; Metazoa; Chordata; Actinopteri; Siluriformes; Ictaluridae
Gene: arhgef38
Product: Rho guanine nucleotide exchange factor (GEF) 38
Exons: 14
Coding region: 141-2402 (753 amino acids)
Biological process (GO): intracellular signal transduction
Cellular component (GO): cytoplasm
Molecular function (GO): protein binding; guanyl-nucleotide exchange factor activity
Source: RefSeq, a predicted model, not a curated record
AAAGAGUCAGUGUACACAGUAGCAACAGGAGAGCUGCACCUGUUCCUCUUCUCACUGUCUCUCUCUCUCUCUCUCUCUCUCUGUUUCUCUCUGUCUCUCACUCCCCCUUUCAUUUUGGGUGGAGGGGGGUCACCCAAGGAAUGGAUCCCAAGGAAUGUGAAGGAAAUGACAGAGAGAAUGAAAAAGAGGAGAAGAAAGAGAAGGACAGGAAGAUUAAGAGAAGGCCCUUUCUCAGGUACCUGGAGAGGAGGAGGACAGACACCAUCGUGGACGAUGACUCGGGUAAAGCAGACGUCAGCAUCAACACGCUGGUGCGCCGGAGUCAGUCCGAUAAGACCGAAUACAGCGCCAAACUCAAAGGAAAACUGGCACCCCAUGAACUCCCGCCCCCCUUACUGGAACCUGAGGAGAUCCGUCACAGGAAGAUGGUGAAAAGGUCAAAGGUCAUCGAGGAGCUGGUGAGGACAGAGGAGGAUUACCUGAGAGGCCUGGACCUGUGCAUUAGGGAAGUGCUGACACCUCUACGCAACACACAGGUGGUGGAUGUGGAGCGUCUCUUCACUAACAUGGAGUCUGUGAGUGCUGUAUCAGCCGAGCUGCUGCUCAGACUGCAGGAAAUCACAGCAGAACCUGAUCCAGAAACACAGCUCAUAGGGGAGGUGUUUAUCCAGGCGAAGGGUGCGUUGGAGGAUGUGUAUAAGAUUUACUGUUACCACCACGACGAGGCCAGUGCUCUGUUAAAGAGCUAUGACACGCAGGAGGAGGCGCAGCAGCACUUCAGGACCUGUAUAUCUGCACUCAAGCAGAUUUAUGACCAAGAAGGGAAAUCCAACCUCCUGGACAUGGGGUCUUUACUCAUUAAACCUGUGCAGCGUGUGAUGAAAUACCCCCUCCUAUUGGCUGAGCUGCAGCAGGCCACACCCAUUGAUCAUCCUGACAACCAGCCAUUGCAGGAAGCGCUAACGACAGCGAAGAUCAUCAACGCCAACAUCAACGAGUUCAAGAGGAGGAAGGACAUCGUGAUGAAGUAUAAGAGGAGUGAUGAUGAAGGAACACUGAAGGGAAAACUGAACAAAAUAAACAUCCACUCCAUCAGGAAGAAAUCCGACCGAAUCACUGGAUACUUCAAGAUCCUCACCGGAGUGGAACCACAGGUGCGUGACGAAGCCUUUGAUAGAGAGGAGAAACUCUUCCGUAAUCUGGAGAAAGCCGUCAGACAGCUGAUCAAAAACCUCAAUGUCUAUCUGCUCCAUGCACAGGACAUGAUCGCGGUGGCGGUUCAGGAUGUGGAGGACUUAGAGGCCAUCAUGAAGGAUCCUGAUAAAAUCGACACCAAUGGAUUUCAGCACAGGAGGAAUGGUCAUGAUCCCUAUAAACGCCUUGUAGAGCGGUUGGAGUGGUCGGUGCUGUCCCCCCUGUCUUCUCUACAGACCAUGUUCUCAUCCCCUCAGAAGCUGAUCCAGAAACGUUACGAUAAGCUGCUGGACUCGUGUUCCUCAGGCAGUGAGGAGCAGCUUCAGGCUCAGCGUGACUACCAGGCGCUAAACGCUCAGCUCACCGUCGAGCUUCAGCGCUUCAACCACGCCGCCCAGACCAUCCUCACCAACUGCCUGCUCACGGUCAUCAAGCUGCUCAGGGAACUGACCGAGGGGGCCAGACCAUCCGUAUACCAACUUCCUGCUCCUCUGUCGAACAUCAGCGAGGUACAGAACAGCAUCAUGGAGGAGAUCAGCAACCUGAUGUUCUUCAGAGAAAACGCACAGAAGCUGAUGGAGAGAAAAGUCAGCUUUGAGAAACGAGAGAAGAAGAACAUGGCGGUAGAGUGUGUGCAGCCCCAGGCAGAGUGUGUAAGGUCCAUGCUGAUCUCUCAGUAUCCUUCUGAUCGUCUGUAUGAGCUGAAGAGGAAGUGUAACGCCACUCAGGAUCAGGACGUCACACUCCUGCAGGGGGAACUGGUGGCCUUACUGGAAGAUCAUGACCCAUUCGGCAGCGUCACCCGCUGGCUCGUCGACACCGGGAGCACGCAAGGCUACGUGUACUCGACCUUCCUGAAGCCGUAUAACCCUCAGCGAGACGUUCACAGCGAAAGCACUGAUGAUUUUGACAAUCUCAGUCUGUUCGUGUCAGGCAGCAGGAGGGGCAGUCACUCCAGCUACAGUCCGUCCACUCCGUCCAGCCAGCAGGAGGAGACACCGAGCACAGACGAUGAGGAGCAGCAUUUCUACGCAGUGUAUGCAUUCGUGGCACGCUGUGAGCAGGAGCUCAGUCUGCAGGAGUACCAGCACGUCCGCAUCCUACAGUUCUCCGACCAGGGGGGAAACAAAGACUGGUGGCUCGCUGAGUCCAAGGGCCAGAAGGGCUACGUCCCCGCUAACUACCUCGGCAAGAUGUCCUACGCCUGAGGACAUGACAACACACCCAGGCUGUGUUCCAAUUCCACACACCCUCGCCCCUCUUAGUGUCUCUUACCUCAUCAGCAUCAGUUAACCCCGAGUGGAUGAUAGUGUUCAUAUACACUAUAUAGUGUCUAGUUUGUGUGGUUUGGGAUGCAACCCCAGUGGACUGAUUAUAUAGUGCACAUAAACACCAUUGUGUCACCCCCAGUGGAUUGAUGAUGAUGGUUAAAUGGCCUACAUAGUGAAUAGGGUGUGGUUUGGGACACACCCACAGUGGACCAAUGAUUAUGCACACUAUGUAGUGUCUAGGUCGUGUAAUUUGAGACGCACCCCCAGUGGACUGAUGAUGGUGUUUAUGUGGCCUAUAUAUAGUGUCUAGGUUGUGUGGUUUGGGACACACCCACAGAUGACUGAUGAUGGAGUUUAGUGCACACUUGUAAUAUAGAUGAUAUGAGGGGAAGUUAACGAGGGUGCAGAUGGGAACACCUCCUCGUUACUGAUUAUUAACACUGUUUAGAAUAAAUACUGAUUUGCCGUGUGGUGUAAUGAAGGCCAAACCCGCACUAAGAGACGAACACUCUUAGCACUUUGAUCUACACGUCUGUGUGCAGUGUUUCAUUUCACAGAAGGUUUUAUCAUGAAGAGAAAAAUGCUUUAAUAUAAAUAUAGAUCUAUAUGUUUAGCUAUAUAUUUAAAGAGUAUGUAUGAUUAUAGAAAUGCUAAAGAAUAGUUUUAUAACAGAUGAGUCAAAUUUAAAUGUCCUGAUGAAUAAAUCUAUUUUACACAUAA